This is a messenger RNA of Psylliodes chrysocephalus, 668 nucleotides long. Lineage: Eukaryota; Metazoa; Arthropoda; Insecta; Coleoptera; Chrysomelidae. The record is from the annotation of a GenBank genome assembly.
CGCCACCUGCACCUGCUACAAAUGGUGAAAAUCCCCCUUUAUUUAAAGUUCAAAGAUUUUUUCAUGAUUUCGCAACAUUUUUUGUAUAGUAGAACGAAACGACAAAGAGAAAAUUAAAAAUGUUAAAUAAUAGAGAAAUUAUAAAAAUGUGUGAAGUCUUAGCUGAGCAAGAAAAUUUGCGAGUUACAAUAAAUGAAUCUAUAAAAUGUGGAUUUUAUGCUGGAUGUGGUGCACUAGUAGGAGGAAUAUUUGGAGGGCCCAUUGGAGUAGCAUUAGGAGGAAGUUUAGCCUCUAUAACAUCAGCUUGGAUGUCAAAACACAAAUUUAAGUCUGUUGUAGAAAUAAUUAGAGAAGAUUUGACUCCCGCUCAAAAAAGGACCUUAACUGAAAAUAUGUCAAGAGCAUUAGCAAAUAUCAAACCAGAAGAUUAUGUUCAAUUGGCGACCUUAGUUUUAACCAGCGCCUCUCUAAAGGAAGUCGUUAUGAAGGAGCUUUGCGGAUUUUUAUUGAAAGAACUUAAUUUACGUAUGGUGCAAUAAGAGUUGUUUUUCUAAUUUGGUUUUUGUACUUUGUUAAUAGUUUAGUAGGUGAUUUACCAGUACGAUUAAAAAAAAUGGUAUUAUGUCAAUUGUCUGAAUCUCUUAUGUGAUAUUAUAAAUAUAUUUUUU